Molecule: messenger RNA, 696 nt
Organism: Rotaria sp. Silwood2
Lineage: Eukaryota; Metazoa; Rotifera; Eurotatoria; Philodinida; Philodinidae
Source: the annotation of a GenBank genome assembly
AUGAGCACAACGAGGUUAUAUCCUAGAUCAGAUUCGGCCAUCGACAUAAAAGCGCGAAAACGUGUUGCCGAGCUUUAUAAAUUAACUGAUGAAAUAACCAAUGCUUCUAAUGAAAUAAAUGAAAUAUAUGCCAAUAAAAUCUAUCGAAAAUAUAGACGGUUAUUAUCAGUUAAUGCAAAACUAAAAAAACAAUUAAGUCAAUAUCAUUGUCGAGGUUGUAAAUGUGUCAUUCUAUCAAAUGGAGAUGUACAACAAGAUAGAAAAGAAGAACAAGAUUAUCAUAAUAAUGAUGAUAGUGAAAGUUCUAUCAUUGUUGCAGAUUAUCAAGAUUAUCAAUUAAAACAAAAAUUUUCAACAUCAUCUCUGACCUCACAUUCGAUAAUAAAACGAAGCAGAAACAAUAAAAAUCCUCGUAUUACAUACGAUAUUGAAGAUACAGAAAAUUUUGAUGGUAAUGACAGUCGAUUUACUAAAACAACGUUCAAUAAUAAUUCUAUUGAUUGUCAUGAAGAAGACGAUGGUAAUAAUAUUAAUAAUGAUGAUAAUACCAAUGAUAGUUACACUAUGAGUGAUGAAAACAAUGAAGAUAAACUAUUCAUGGCGAUAGAUCCAUAUGAAUUUGAAACAACAAAUGAUGAUAAUCAAUUAGAAAAUGAAAUUAAAGAAGGAGAUCAUGGAGAUCCCGAUAAAUUAUGA